GUUGAUCAAAAAGUCCUGAGCUGGCGCAACAACAUCUUCAAGCCGACUCAUUUCAAGUAUCCAGGCCGAUUGCCUAGACGAGCUGCUACCGCUGAGCCGCAGCCAUCAUCCACGAUUCUAGCGUAUGUCGGCGGCGAUUGAACGGCUCAAAGAUGAGGGCACGAGGCAGCAAGUCAUCGUAGCUGGCGGCGUAGCAGGACUCGUGUCCCGGUUUUGCAUCGCACCACUUGACGUUGUCAAGAUCAGACUACAGCUUCAGCCACAUUCCUUGUCGGAUCCCUUGUCGUGUGAUGGCAUAAAAGGCCCCAUCUACAAAGGCGUCUUCUCGACUUUGCGAGCAAUCGCUCGCCAGGAAGGCAUCACGGCGCUAUGGAAAGGCAACGUCCCCGCUGAAAUGAUGUACGUGUGCUAUGGUGGCAUCCAGUUCGUCGCAUACCGGUCAAUCACGCAGGCCCAGAGUUUACUACCGACCCGACCACCACCGUCGGUCGAAUCCUUCAUUAGUGGUGCAGGAGCGGGUGCAGCUGCGACCACGGUGACAUAUCCUCUCGAUCUACUCAGGACCAGAUUCGCCGCGCAGGGGUCCGAUCGGAUUUACCGGGGCCUUUUCGGUGCCGUACUCGAAAUCAACCGACAUGAAGGACCCAGGGGGUUUUUCAGAGGUGCCAGCGCCGCCGUCGGUCAGAUUGUGCCGUAUAUGGGUCUCUUCUUCAUGAGCUAUGAAUUUCUGCACCAGUACAUUGGGGGAAAGACUCUGCCCUUUGGAUCUGGAGACGCCACAGCGGGCGUGUUUGCCAGCGUCUUUGCAAAGACAGCCGUAUUUCCACUUGACCUGGUCAGGAAGAGGCUGCAAGUACAGGGCCCGACGCGGACGAGGUACAUACACACCAACAUCCCCGAGUACCAAGGCGUCAUUCGUGGUCUGGCAAUGAUCUGGCGACGAGAAGGAUACCGUGGCUGGUACCGAGGGUUGACAGUCAGCUUGCUCAAGGCCGCUCCCGCUUCCGCAGUCACAAUGUGGACGUACGAGCGAGUCCUGCAUGCGCUGAUCAACACCGAUCACGACGAUGAACUGUGGGAAAUUUACAAUCCUUACGACGAUGAUGAUUACGAUGACUGAGACUUAGCAGGCGUUGAUUUUGGUUCCGAACUCUUUGAAGGAAACUUCUAAUAGCUAGGUCGCUGUGUCACUCUACCAAACAGUAUGAUAGGCGGUCUCUCAUUAGGGGGUCACCAGUCUAAAGAACAAUCAGCCCCUUGGCUGGUACUGAGAUGGACAUGCCACUGUGUAAAACUACGCAUUGUACUUAUAAGAUCCAGCUGUACUAUUAUUACUUCUCCUUAAAAUAUCUGGCUACAACCCACAACCUGCUGCCCAGCUACCUUGACUGCUUCAGUGUCAGGAGCAUCGGUGAGGAAGCUCGGGAUUGAAUUACGGGCAUUCACCCGUGGUGGCGUCUAUCUCCGGAGAUCCAUUGAUCGUACUUCUUUUUGGUAUGAAUUCUGUUCGCCGUGUCAAAAUCUACGAGGCGAAUUGCAGGCGUGGAUGAUUUCCAGACGGGCACUCAAUGCCACAAGAUCGAUUUCGAGCACGAGACCUUCACCGAGGCAGGCCUCAGUCUGUAAUCGCAGGGGGCCAUGUACGAAAAUCCCUCAUUGAAUAUUGAGGACGACGUUCAAGCUCGGUUCUAGUAGUUUUGGAAUGUACAUUUUCUAUAAGCAUGCCGGAUGGUAUGUCUGGGUAUCUAGAUUUAUCAGGGGCAUGGCCCCUCUCGCACUCAUCUGCCGAACCUCAUCUCAGCACCGGCAUACUUCCAUAGCCCUCUCAAGAAGGCUUGAUAUUCGACCCUGGUGCUAGUCCUGCCCGACACAUCUCCACCCGAGUCACCGACACAGAAGAUCUCGCUCAAUCGGAUCUGCCAGGGAGGGUAGCCAUCAAGUUUGACAUAUGGUCCAAAUACUAUAACGAGAUCAGGCUCCCCGGCAUCGGCCUCUUUCCUCGGUUUCGUGCUGUGUCCCGAGUAAUCGGUGAUGGCGGUCGUCGCGCUGAUCUCGGUGUUGAUCAAGUUGGAAGUAAUAUCCUUUGGGCUGAUUUUAUGCGACUGUGCCAUCUCAGCCAGUGUCCGCGUGAGGUCGACGAGUGUGUCCCUGCCGUCCGUGGCCGAGAGGAGAAGGAGGUCGAGAUGUUGGCGGGAACGCUGCGAACCAUGCGUAGCCUCCUCGGCCGAAGAGCGUGCGGGAAUCCGCGGCGAGGGCACCGGGGAAGGGCUCAUCGAAGGGUGAUUGGGUGCGAAGACUCUGAGGGUCGGUGAUGCAGGAGCAGGACCAUAGUAGGAC
Messenger RNA from Exophiala oligosperma, 2337 nucleotides. RefSeq names its product mitochondrial thiamine pyrophosphate carrier 1. Gene Ontology annotation, cellular component: mitochondrial inner membrane. The transcript has 4 exons. Gene Ontology annotation, molecular function: thiamine transmembrane transporter activity. The record is from RefSeq and is a predicted model, not a curated record. NCBI's taxonomy places the organism in Eukaryota, Fungi, Ascomycota, Eurotiomycetes, Chaetothyriales, Herpotrichiellaceae. Gene Ontology annotation, biological process: thiamine pyrophosphate transmembrane transport. Bases 125 to 1120 code for a protein of 331 amino acids.